AUGUCAUAUCAAAACCCAGCGACCUUCUCACCAUACACUCCACCUCCUGAUGAACAAAAAUCGAAUCGCAAUUCCGUUCGAUAUGCACCGAUUCCCAGUAGUAGUACAACUGCGUCAACCUCCGCUUCUGCUUCUGCAAAUCCCUUUGCCGGAGUUUAUCGACAAACCGAACAAUUACCUGAUGGUCAAAUAAAGAUCAAUAAAUAUGAGACGGGCUUGCCAAUAAGAGUUGAUAUUGAAGCGGCUUUGGCUUAUGCUCUGGGCUGUGUAACUGGUGUCAUGUUAUUGAUUAUGGAACAAAAGAACGAUUAUGUUCGAUUUCACGCGUGGCAGUCUUCCUUAUUAUUCGCAACCAUUUUUUUUUUCCAUUUCAUUAUACUUUUUAUUAAUUCGGUCCUAAGUUGGAUCUUUGCGAUCUUGGAGAUCGGUUUAAUUAUUUUUCUUUGUUAUCGAGCCUAUGUGGAUGGAAUUACUUUGGAACGAUUUGAAAUGCCGAUUUUUGGUACUUUAGCCAGUACUUGGGUGGAUAGCGAAUAA
This is a messenger RNA of Funneliformis caledonium, 537 nucleotides long. Lineage: Eukaryota; Fungi; Glomeromycota; Glomeromycetes; Glomerales; Glomeraceae. The record is from the annotation of a GenBank genome assembly.